Messenger RNA from Anopheles funestus (African malaria mosquito), 1907 nucleotides. RefSeq names its product histone deacetylase 11 (gene HDAC11). The coding region runs from base 106 to 1197 and encodes 363 amino acids. Gene Ontology annotation, molecular function: histone deacetylase activity. The record is from RefSeq and is a predicted model, not a curated record. The transcript has 3 exons. Lineage: Eukaryota; Metazoa; Arthropoda; Insecta; Diptera; Culicidae.
CGACAGUGACCUUGAAAACAGUCAGAAUGGGUAUUAGAACAUUUGCCCAACCAGCUGUUUGCUGAGAUCUUGCGAUGUUGUACUGUCCUGCGACGCAAUAGAAGCAUGUGUUUUCGCUUAAACACUGCCAGUGCCACGGAUUGUUCCAUGAGCAGUGGAACCGACGAUGAGAAGGAGGAUGAUUCGCCCCAACGAACAGCAUGUCGUACGGGCCCUUCAACAGUGCCAAUUAGUCGUGACCGCAUACCGAUCGUUUAUCGGCCCGAGUACGGUGUGAAAUUUCUUGGGCUCCAAAAGUUACACCCGUUCGAUGCGGCCAAAGGAGGUAACAUUUAUCGUUUGCUAAAAACGAACGGAUUAAUACGCAAUGAUGAGGAUGUGUAUGCCCCGGAAGAAAUAACGCUCGAAGAAUUGAUGCAAGUGCAUACGAAGCGAUACAUCGAUAGUUUAAAGUGGAGUUUAAAUGUUGCCAAAAUAGCAGAAAUACCUCCACUUCUGUUCGUGCCAAAUUGUUUCGUGCAGCGAAGUUAUCUGCGACCCAUGCGCUACCAAACGUCCGGAUCGAUUCUGGCUGCCCGAGCCGCGCUUGAGUCUGGUCUCGGGUGGGCCAUCAAUCUCGGUGGUGGUUUCCAUCACUGUAGUGCCGAUCGUGGCGGAGGGUUUUGUCCGUAUGCCGACAUUACACUUACGGUGAAAAUGUUACAGACCGGCGAAAAUGGUAUUGAACGUAUCCUGAUAGUGGAUCUCGAUGCACACCAGGGUAAUGGGUACGAGCGGGAUCUGAUGAACGAUUCCGGCGUAUUCAUCCUGGACAUGUACAACUAUCGCAUCUAUCCGCGGGAUCAUACUGCCAAGCUGGCCAUUCGACGAGCGGUUGAACUGAAGCCCCACACAGACGAUGAGGAAUAUCUAAGAAAGCUCAAGCAUUGUUUGCACCAGUCGCUGGCAGAAUUUGAACCGAACUUUAUCAUCUACAAUGCCGGUACCGAUAUCCUGAAGGGUGAUCCGCUAGGACUGCUCGAUAUUACGCCCGAGGGUGUAAUGGAACGUGAUGAAAUUGUGUUCCGUGCCGCUCUAGAGCGUUCCAUUCCGGUGGUAAUGCUGCUGAGUGGUGGAUAUUUGCGCAGUUCGGCACGUGUUAUCGCCAAUUCGAUUGUAAAUUUGCGCGAAAAAGCAUUGCUACCAACGGUAAACUAGGCGCGGAAUGAAUUACUUCAUUAAAAAAGCAUUUGAAUGGAAAAAACGUGAAACGAUAUGUGAUGCUAUUGGUACUUAAACAUUUUCCACGCAUUGGUGCUCUCUAGACAUAGGCAUGUUGUUCUCGUUCCAAUAGGCCAAUAAUUACUUCCAGGCCGUUUAAAUGCAUGCCAAAGAGUAUAGAUAGUUUUACCACGAUUAAACACCUUACAUCAUGUGCACUUAUUCCGUUGUCUAGUGAAGUUUGCAAAAGAGAAUAUUAAUUGAGGAAAAAGCUAAAAAUAAAGAUAUAUUUUUUCUAUAACUUCCAAUUUAAGUGAUCGGAAAGGAGUGGUUAUAUCAACUGUGACAAAGUCCGAAUUCUACAGGAUGUUUGAUGCAGUAGAAAAUGUGUAUAAAAUUAAAGAUUGCAGAUACAAAAUAUCCAGAUGAAUCGAAACAUCAAAAUUAAUAAUUGGUAAUCAGAGUCGUACUGAAGAAUUUCGCACUUCCUGAUUCCAUCAGUGCAUAGGACCGCCAUUAUAUUGAGGUUCAUCAACACACAAUACAAAACGUCCAUAGCCACAAAAACCUUCUAUGAAACAUUCUUUCAUAUUGAUCAAGUUACCAUGGUUGCCAUGGUAGAGCGUCAUCGGUUGUUGAACGCUACGAAAACAGUUGUACGAUAGGCUUGCUGCAGUGAACAUCCUAAAAAGGCAGCAACAGAUCCG